Sordaria macrospora k-hell is the source of this 2442-nucleotide messenger RNA. RefSeq lists its product as uncharacterized. The record is from RefSeq and is a predicted model, not a curated record. Lineage: Eukaryota; Fungi; Ascomycota; Sordariomycetes; Sordariales; Sordariaceae. Gene Ontology annotation, molecular function: mRNA binding. Gene Ontology annotation, cellular component: cytoplasmic stress granule.
AUGCAGGACUACUCAGGCCACCAGGGUGGGCACAACAGCCACAAUGGCCACAACGGUCAGGGCCGCUUCGGUCAUGCCUCCAAGCCUUCCAACAGCGACACCGGCUUCUCCCACGGCGCCUUUACUUCCAACAUCUCCGGCUUCGCUGAAAGGCACCCCCGCCGCGGCAACAUUCCUUCGAUCAACACGCAGCCCAUGCAGCAGCAGAACUCCCACCACAGCCACAACCACAAUGGCCAAGAUCUGACCAGCCCCGGUACCGCCUUUGACAUGCAGUUCACUCCUUUGCUGCCCUCUACUCUUCUCGUCGGGAGCCCCUUUCAACCGGGCACCCCCUCUGGCUUCGCUAGCCCCCAGUUCCAGAGCAUUUCUGCCUUCCAGCAGCAGCAACAGCAGCAGGUUUACCAGUCGCAGAACGGCGCCGCCAGCCCGGUCCAGCAGCACAUCUCCCCCCAGAUGUACCAGCCCAUCGUUUCGCCCUCCGCUUACGGCGCGCCUCAGUUCUAUGCCCCCCAGUCGCCCACGGCUUCGUACAACAACAUGGCGCAGAUGCAGAUGCCUGUGCAGCCGCAGUCUCCGGUCAACAUGGGCCCUGGCAUGGUUACCGGCACCAGCCGUACCGUUUACCUGGGCAAUAUCCCCCCUGACACCUCUGCUGAGGAGAUUCUUGGACACGUUCGCAGCGGUCAGAUCGAGUCCGUGCGGUUGCUCCCGGACAAGAACUGCGCUUUCAUUUCCUUCUUGGACGCGAGCUCCGCCACGCAUUUCCACUCUGAUGCCAUCUUGAAAAAGCUCUGCAUCAAGGGGCAGGAUAUCAAAAUUGGCUGGGGCAAGCCUUCGCAGGUUCCUACCUCGGUCGCUCUCGCCGUUCAGCAGUCUGGAGCCUCUCGCAACGUCUACCUUGGUAACCUGUCUGAGGAGGUCACAGAGGAGGAGCUGCGCGAGGACCUUGGAAAGUUCGGUGCCAUUGACACCGUCAAGAUUGUCAAGGAGAAGAACAUUGCCUUUGUGCACUUCUUGUCCAUUGCCAAUGCGAUCAAGGCCGUCGCCCAGCUUCCCCAGGAGGCAAAGUGGGCGGCCCCGCGCCGUGUAUACUACGGCAAGGACAGAUGCGCCUACGUCUCCAAGACACAGCAGCAGAAUGCCGCGCAGUACCUUGGCAUCUCGCCGGGUUAUGCGCACAUGCUCAGUGGUGCGGAUCGCGAUUUGAUUUCCAGCGCCCUUGCUCAGCAGUCGGUUGCUGCCGCCGCUGUCGCCACUACCGCUGGCGGUCUCAACAACCUAGGCAACCGCACCAUCUACCUCGGCAACAUCCACCCCGAGACUACCAUUGAGGAGAUCUGCAAUGUCGUCCGCGGGGGUCUGUUGCAUCACAUUCGCUACAUCCCCGACAAGCACAUCUGCUUCGUCACCUUCAUCGACCCCACUGCGGCCGCUUCCUUCUUCGCCUUGAGUAACCUUCAGGGCUUGAUGAUUCACAACCGCCGGCUGAAGAUUGGUUGGGGCAAGCACUCCGGUGCCCUUCCACCUGCCAUUGCUCUGGCUGUCAGCGGCGGCGCUUCUCGUAACGUCUACAUCGGCAACCUCGACGAGACGUGGACCGAGGAGCGCUUGAGGCAGGACUUCUCCGAGUAUGGCGAGAUCGAGCUCGUCAACACGCUUCGCGAGAAGAGCUGCGCGUUUGUGAACUUCACCAACAUCGCCAACGCCAUUAAGGCUAUCGAGGCUGUCCGUUCCAAGGAGGAGUACAGGAAGUUCAAGGUGAAUUUUGGCAAGGACCGCUGUGGCAACCCGCCUCGUCAGAUGCAGCAGCAGCAGCAGCAGCAGCAGCAGCAGAACAACCAGCAACAGCAGAACAACCAGGUCCCCUCGCCCCAGGUGAACGGUGCUAGCCAGAACGGCAAUUCGCCUACUUCCAAUGGCGCUCCCGGUCUCCCUGCCCUGUUCAGCCAGCACAACCCCUUGACCAUGUACCUUAACCACGUCAGUCAGCAAGCUCAGCAUCAGCAGCAGGUCCACCACCAGUCUCUUGCCCCUUACCAGGCCGCCCUUUUCGGCACCGCCUCGUCCUCUCCCAACGAGCAGCCCGGCAUGAGCCUCGAGGUUCCCCAGGGUCCUUCCAUGUCCGGCCACCAGCAGUCCGCCAGCAUCUCGAACGUCAACGGCUUCAUGUCCAACGGCUCUGGCGCUCCCACCAUGAACGGCCUGCUUGCUCCCGGGCGUUCUUCGCACAACAGGGCUGUGAGCUUGCCCGUCCUUGCCCCCGGCUUUGAGAACGGCGGUACCAGCCCCAACAGCCUUCAUGGUAGCAAUGAGGGUAACGGCGAAAGUCAAAGGCGUGGCCACCAGUACCAGGCCAGUUACGGCGGUAUGGGCACCGGGUUUGGUUUGGCCAUUCAGGGAAACCUUAACCAGUGGGCUGAGGAGGAGGUCGCUAACUAA